CCACAAUGCCUGAAGUGGAGAGGAAGCCCAAGAUCUCAGCUUCACGCAAACUCCUUCUAAAGAGUUUGAUGCUGGCUAAAGCCAAAGAAGAAUGGGAACAAGAACAAGUGGACAAACAAGGAGAGAAGGAGAGAUAUUUGGCAGAAAGGAUAACACCUAUGCAUAUCAGUGGGCUUUCCUAUUCCCAACUCCAGAUUAAAGACUUGAAACUGAAGGUGCUUGACCUUAGGGGAAAAUUCAAGCGUCCUCCCUUGCGCCGUGUCCGGGUGUCUGCAGAUGCCAUGCUUAGAGCUCUGCUUGGCUCAAAGCACAAAGUAUCUAUGGACCUGAGAGCCAACCUCAAGUCUGUCAAGAAGGAGGACACAGAAAAGGAACGUCCAGUAGAAGUGGGUGACUGGCGUAAGAAUGUGGAGGCCAUGUCAGGAAUGGAAGGCAGGAAGAAGAUGUUUGAUGCUGCCAAAUCACCAACAGGACAAUGAGAAGUCAUAUUUCUUUCAUAGAAACAUGAAGAGCCCUUCCAUAGAGCCUACAUGCAUCACUUUUUUU
Messenger RNA from Protobothrops mucrosquamatus (brown spotted pit viper), 546 nucleotides. It is a transcript of the gene TNNI1, whose product is annotated as troponin I1, slow skeletal type. Gene Ontology annotation, cellular component: troponin complex. Gene Ontology annotation, biological process: muscle contraction. The record is from RefSeq and is a predicted model, not a curated record. NCBI's taxonomy places the organism in Eukaryota, Metazoa, Chordata, Lepidosauria, Squamata, Viperidae. The transcript has 7 exons. Bases 6 to 479 code for a protein of 157 amino acids.